Molecule: messenger RNA, 270 nt
Organism: Caenorhabditis remanei
Lineage: Eukaryota; Metazoa; Nematoda; Chromadorea; Rhabditida; Rhabditidae
Exons: 2
Coding region: 1-270 (89 amino acids)
Source: RefSeq, a predicted model, not a curated record
AUGGAUAAUAUGAUACAUGUUGAUGAUGAAGACACGUGGAAGUCCGUUAUGCCCGUCUAUGGACCAGCUGCCGGAGUCACUUUCCUUGUCGCCGCCGGCUCAUUUUUGUAUUUCGGAUACAAAAUGUACAAAAAACACAAAGCCCGCCAAGCAGCGAUCGCCGAAUCGAAACGACAAAACGAGGAGAAUCGAGAGAAUCAUGAGGCGAUGAGACAAGAAAGAGAGCAAAGUCAACCGAGAGAUAUGCCGAUUGAAAUGCAAACUUUCUAA